AUGGGCAUAGCUCCCAAGUUGAUAAUUACUGAUCAAGACUUGGGCAUAAAAGUUGCUGUUGAAAAAGUUCUUGUGAAUACACGUCACAGAUGGUGUACGUGGCACAUCAUGGCAAAAGUAGCUGAAAAGGUUCCUAAGUCACUUCUGGGUAAUUAUGAAUUUAAAAAGGAUUUGAAUUCAUGCGUUUGGUCUGAGUUGAUUGAACCCACCGAGUUUGAAGACAAGUGGAAGACUGUUAUGGAGACAUAUGAACUUGAAGGCGCUGAAUGGUUCGUUUCUAUGUUCGAAUCAAGAAAGUUUUGGGUUCCUGCAUACUUUAGGGACUUCCCUAACAGUUCUUUGAUAAAGACGACUUCUGUUUCGGAAUCUCAGAAUAGUUUUUUCAAGAGGUAUACUCAGUCCAGGGCUAACCUUGUUGUGUUUUUAAUGAAUUUCAACAAUGUUGUUGAUGCCCAAGGAAACCACUCCGCAAAGCUGGAUUAUAUGGAUUCUAAUACUAUCGCAAAGAUGAAAACAGAGUGGUCUCUUGAGAAGCAUGCAUCUACAAUAUUCACAGAUGGUGCAUUCAAGGAAAUUCAAGAACAGAUACUGGAGGCUUAUAACCACUGCAGCCUUGUAUCAAUAUCAAAUGAUUCAAGUCCAGAGGUUUACAAGGUUUUAGAUCAUUUUUCAAACACAUGUACUGUCACAUUCUCUAUGGAGGAUUCUGUGUGUCAAUGUGGUUGUAAGAUGUUUUCUAGGACUGGUCUUGUAUGCUGCCACAUCUUCCUUGUGUUGAAGAACAAAAAGAUGCGCUUGAUUCCUGAGAAUCUGAUUGGAGGUCGAAUGUUGAAAUCUCCUCUGGUUAAGGCUGUUCAUGUCGUCCAAUGCCAAGAUGUAGCAACACAUGUUUAUGUUGAUGAGAAGAAGAAGGCACAAGCAAUUUUGUUGGGAGAGAUGUUGGGUCGAUACCAGGCUGUAUCUGUCGAUAUUGAUCAAAUUCAUGAGCUGACAUCUAUAGUUCGUGAAGCAAGACAACAGAUUUUUGCCGAUGGCAUAGUAACAUCUACAGCCCAGAAGAAGAAACUAAUGGAGGAAUUUUAUGGGGCUGAGGCACCCCAGGAAGUAGAUGUUCAACCACCUGAAGUCAUCAACACGAAGGGAUGUGGUAGUAGACUCCCCUCAAGAGUGGAGAAGGCUUUGAAGCUUAAGAGAAAGCCUUUGCGUCAAUGCAAGAAAUGUCAGAAGUGGGGUCACCACGAUUCAAGGAAUUGCGACAAAUUCGAAGAGAAAGAAAAGCGGCGGUCUAGAAGAAAUUCUGAAGUUUGA
Messenger RNA from Salvia splendens (bonfire salvia), 1308 nucleotides. Its product is annotated as protein FAR1-RELATED SEQUENCE 5. The transcript has a single exon. The record is from RefSeq and is a predicted model, not a curated record. The coding region runs from base 1 to 1308 and encodes 435 amino acids. NCBI's taxonomy places the organism in Eukaryota, Viridiplantae, Streptophyta, Magnoliopsida, Lamiales, Lamiaceae. Gene Ontology annotation, molecular function: zinc ion binding.